GCCCCAGACCCCGGGCCAGCGCUGGCCCUGGCUCCCCGAGCCUCGACACUCAGCUGUCUGAUUCUUUCCAAGAAUGAUGUCAACGGAGAGCGCCAACAGCUUCACGCUGAUCGGAGAGGCGUCGGAUGGCGGCACGAUGGAAAACCUCAGCCGGAGACUGAAGGUCACCGGCGACCUCUUCGACAUCAUGUCUGGGCAGACAGACGUGGAUCACCCUCUGUGUGAGGAGUGCACGGACACGCUGCUCGACCAGCUGGACACGCAGCUCAACAUCACCGAGAACGAGUGCCAGAACUACAAGAGAUGUCUGGAGAUACUGGAGCAAAUGAACGAGGACGAUAAGGAGAAACUGCAAAUGGAACUGAAAGAACUCGCGCUGGAGGAAGAACAACUGAUUCAGGAGCUGGAGGACGUUGAGAAGAACCGCAAGAUUGUGGCUGAAGAUUUUGAGAGAGUCAGGGCAGAGGCCGAGCGGCUGGAGCAGGAAGAAGCUCAGUAUCAGAAGGAAUACUGUGAAUUCAAGAGGCAGCAGCUGGAGCUGGACGAUGAGCUGAAAAGCGUGGAAAACCAAAUGCGCUAUGCCCAGAUGCAGUUGGAUAAAUUAAAGAAAACCAACGUGUUCAACGCAACCUUUCACAUCUGGCACAGCGGCCAGUUUGGCACAAUAAAUAACUUCAGACUUGGCCGCCUCCCCAGUGUUCCUGUGGAAUGGAACGAGAUCAACGCAGCCUGGGGGCAGACGGUGCUGCUGCUGCACGCCCUGGCCAACAAGAUGGGGCUGAAGUUCCAAAGAUACCGUCUGGUACCAUAUGGCAACCACUCAUACCUGGAGUCCCUGAUGGACAAAUCCAAGGAGCUCCCCCUGUACUGCUCCGGGGGCCUGAGGUUCUUCUGGGACAAUAAGUUCGAUCACGCCAUGGUGGCUUUCCUGGACUGCGUGCAGCAGUUUAAAGAGGAGGUGGAAAAAGGCGAAACUCGGUUUUGUUUGCCUUACAGGAUGGACGUGGAGAAAGGAAAGAUUGAAGACACAGGUGGCAGUGGGGGCUCUUACUCUAUUAAAACACAAUUUAACUCUGAGGAGCAAUGGACGAAAGCACUAAAAUUCAUGUUAACUAACCUGAAGUGGGGUCUUGCCUGGGUCUCAUCCCAAUUCUACAACAAGUAACCGCGUAAAGAACUCAUCCUGGCAGCUGCAGCGUCUGUGUUUCAUUGGAGAAAGUCAAAUUAAGAUGUCUCUGAAUAUUAACCAGUACAAAAUGUUUACAAUACCAAAAAUCCACAAGACACUUUAUUUGAAAUACCAUUAAUGCAAGUAGGAUAUAGAAAAGCAAUAUGUAAAGUUAUGUCAUUGACCUGAACACAAUAAAAGAAAAUCAGCUCUUAAAGAGA
Messenger RNA from Pterocles gutturalis (yellow-throated sandgrouse), 1389 nucleotides. It is a transcript of the gene BECN1, whose product is annotated as beclin 1, autophagy related. Gene Ontology annotation, biological process: cellular response to nitrogen starvation; autophagosome assembly; autophagy. Bases 74 to 1165 code for a protein of 363 amino acids. Gene Ontology annotation, cellular component: phosphatidylinositol 3-kinase complex, class III, type II; phagophore assembly site; phosphatidylinositol 3-kinase complex, class III, type I. NCBI's taxonomy places the organism in Eukaryota, Metazoa, Chordata, Aves, Pterocliformes, Pteroclidae. The transcript has 8 exons. The record is from RefSeq and is a predicted model, not a curated record.